AUGUGUGUAUAUUCCGAGGCACAAGUCGAGGCAUAUCUACAGCGCAUAAAAUAUCCCACAACGAGCGACCCCUAUGAAGAUUUUUACCGCAAACUCCAAACAGAUCCCCUUGCAACUAUAUCUGAGCUGCAGAGACGGCAUCUCUGCACCAUCCCGUGGGGUAAUUCUGGACUGCACUAUUCGCACCACCGCACUAUUUCUUUGCACCCGGAGACUCUCUUUGAGAAAAUUGUUGAGCGCAAGCUGGACGGGUAUUGCAUGGAGAGUACUGGACUGUUCUUGCAUGUCUUGACUUCCUUGGGUCUCUUUGUCUACCCCACUGGGGGCCGUGUGAGCCGUGCGGUUGCGCUGGGGUCGAAUGAUUCUCGGUAUUUGCCGUUCAACCAUAUGCUCUUGAUUGUUGUUAUUGAAGGAAAGAAAUACUUGGUGGAUGUUGGCUUCGGAAAUAACUGUGCAGUUGCACCGCUACUUCUCCGAGAAGGAGAAACAGCUCCACAUAUAGGCAAUGAUUCGGAAAUGCGUCUCAUCAAGGAUACACUUGAUGAGUUCGUCAACAAGGCGCAGAAAGUUUGGAUCUACCAGACCAGAUACAACCCCACUAGCGAUUGGGUGCCCAACUUCUGCUUUUCAGACGUGGAAUUCUUACCCCAAGAUUUUGAGAUGAUGAAUGUAAACGUCAGCACAAGUCGAACCAGCUGGUUUACUCAGGCUGUCGUCUGUGUGCUGAUGAUUAUGGACCAAAGCGAGGAAAAUAUCAUCGGUCAAUACGUCAUGUUAGGUAAGGAACUUAAAAAACGAGUCCACGGGGAGUCGAAGAUUUUGCAAGUCCUUCAAAAUGAAGAUGACCGGGUCAAAGCACUUGCCAAAUACUUUGGUAUAUCCCUGCGCCAGAACGAAAUCCAAGGGAUCCAGGGUUUGAGCUCGGAGCUCAAAUAA
Messenger RNA from Penicillium verhagenii, 936 nucleotides. Its product is annotated as arylamine N-acetyltransferase family protein. The transcript has 3 exons. Gene Ontology annotation, molecular function: acetyltransferase activity. Lineage: Eukaryota; Fungi; Ascomycota; Eurotiomycetes; Eurotiales; Aspergillaceae. Bases 1 to 936 code for a protein of 311 amino acids. The record is from RefSeq and is a predicted model, not a curated record.